CUCUCUCUCUCUCUCUCUCCGCCUAAUAGGCUAAUAGUCCACAAGGAACACAGCUUCUGUCCAUUUCUAUACUUUUUUCUCUCAAUCACCGCUUUCCCCUUUCUUCCUCUUUCUCUAUACAAGUUUAUUCCGCUACCUGCAGCUCAAUCCUUCCACAAUGCUUAUUCACUUUCUUUCUUAAUUUCUUUCUAUAUUUGUUUUUAAUUUGUUCUUUCACUGCAAAAACAAGGCUGCCUCUCAAGUUCCUGAUCCUUCAAGAUUCUGAUAACAUUACCCAUUGGACAACUGAUUCCUAUAUGAUGCUUGAAUAAUGGGUUCUGAGCAGUGGUUUGGUUUAAUCUAAUGUAGUUUUGAAACUUCUGUGUCAAAUGAUGGCAUCAAAAACUGGUAAAUCUUCAACAGAACAACAGAAACCAUCUGGGUUUCAAAGAGUGGAAGCAAAUACUCUUCGGUCUUUGCCUUCAAAGGUUUCAAAGACAAGCAAAUCUGAGGUUAUUGAUCAUGAGCAAGUGCCAAGGUCAGUAGAAAACACACCAAAAGAAGUUAUGCUAGAAGCUUCUGAAAAUAAAAUGGCAAAUUCUAAUAAAAAAGGGACUGCUGAUUCAUUGAUUAAUACGUUGGAGUCAAGUCUUUCCUUAACUACUCCUGUACAAGCAUCCACUGAAGCAGAUUCUUACAUUAAUGAGACAAGAGGCUCACAGGAUGUUUCUGUUAAUCAAGAGAAGAAAACAUCAGAGUAUGGAAGUGUUAAAAACAGUUCUGUAUCUGCCAAAGUUAGUGAUGGAACCAGCAGUCUUGUUAAGACUAGUGGAAGUGCCAAGAACAGUGAUCGUGUUGAUUAUGUGGAGAGCGGCAAGAGCAGCAUGUGUAGAGGGAGCACAAGCAGUGAUGUAAGUGAUGAGAGCACAUGUAGCAGCUUUAGCAGCAGUAUCAGCAAACCGCAUAAAGCAAAUGACUUGAGAUGGGAAGCCAUCCAAGCUGUUAGAGCAAAAGAUGGAGUUUUGGGUUUGAGUCAUUUUAGACUGCUCAAGAGGUUAGGUUGUGGGGAUAUUGGGAGUGUCUAUCUGUCAGAGUUGAGUGGAACAAAGUGUUAUUUUGCAAUGAAGGUUAUGGAUAAAGGCUCUCUAGCCAGUCGUAAAAAGCUACUUAGGGCUCAGACAGAAAGGGAAAUAUUGCAAUCUUUGGACCAUCCCUUCCUUCCAACACUGUACACCCACUUUGAGACAGAAAAAUUCUCAUGUUUGGUAAUGGAGUUCUGCCCUGGAGGAGACUUGCACACUCUUAGGCAGAGGCAGCCAGGGAAGCAUUUUCUUGAGCAGGCAGUGAAAUUUUACGUGGCGGAGGUCUUGCUAGCUCUGGAAUACCUUCAUAUGCUGGGGAUUAUUUAUCGCGAUCUUAAGCCAGAAAAUGUCCUUGUGAGGGAAGAUGGGCAUAUAAUGCUAUCAGACUUUGACCUUUCUCUCCGGUGUGCUGUGAGCCCCACUCUUGUCAAAACCUCAUCUCUUGAGUCUGAGCCAUUGCGAAAGAACCCAGUUUAUUGUGUUCAGCCUUCUUGUAUUGAGCCUUCCUGCAUCCAGCCAUCUUGUGUGGCUCCUACAACGUGCUUUUCACCUCGCCUUUUUUCUAGCAAGUCUAAGAAGGAGAGAAAACCCAAAGGUGAACUUGGAAAUCAAGUGAGUCCAUUGCCUGAGUUAAUAGCUGAGCCAACUGAUGCUAGAUCUAUGUCAUUUGUUGGGACCCAUGAGUAUUUGGCACCUGAAAUUAUAAAGGGUGAAGGUCAUGGAAGUGCUGUGGAUUGGUGGACUUUUGGGAUCUUUCUAUAUGAGCUCUUGUUUGGUAAAACUCCUUUUAAGGGUUCUGGGAAUCGGGCCACAUUAUUCAAUGUUGUUGGCCAGCCUCUUCGAUUUCCAGAAUCACCAGUUGUCAGUUUUGCAGCGAAGGAUCUUAUAAGGGGUUUGCUUGUUAAAGAACCACAGCAUAGAUUGGCUUACAAGAGAGGGGCAACAGAAAUAAAGCAACACCCGUUCUUUGAAGGUGUGAAUUGGGCAUUGAUACGCUGCGCUACCCCUCCUGAGAUUCCAAAGCCAGUUGAGAUUGAACAGAUACCUGCGCCACCAUCAACAAGUGAAAAAGCUGUUGGCCCUGCAGCUGCUCCUGAUAAAAAAGGUUCUGACAAUUAUCUGGAGUUCGAUUUCUUUUAGAUGUUAUUGCUUACAAUUUGCAAGUUGUUUUCAUUUAUGGGGGACGAAUUGUCUGAACCUCUCAGGGGUUGGUGAUGAGUAUGAAGUUUUUAUUUUCUUUUCUUUUCUUUUCCCUCCAUUUCUUUGAUAUAUUGACAGAUGAUAAGGAAAUGUAUGCUUGCUGUUGCCUGUUAACUUUAAAAAUAUGUAUUCCAUAAGAAUUGCAGUGGCAGUCAUGGAAGGGUUUGGAGGUUGGAACUUUUGCCAUUGUCUAGCAACUGUUAGGGGCUGCCUCUGCUUGUAAACCAGAAACAUGGGUAGUGUAGCAAAUAGGUAACUGGCAAAUUCACAGGAAGAUGAAUUGGUUCCUGAAUAUGAUACAGGAGAAAUUUAGGCAAAAGCUAAUAUGAAUGGAUGUCUGCCUCUUUAUUGUGAUAA
This is a messenger RNA of Hevea brasiliensis (rubber tree), 2618 nucleotides long. Its product is annotated as serine/threonine-protein kinase D6PKL2. Lineage: Eukaryota; Viridiplantae; Streptophyta; Magnoliopsida; Malpighiales; Euphorbiaceae. The transcript is spliced from 3 exons. Gene Ontology annotation, biological process: protein phosphorylation. Gene Ontology annotation, molecular function: ATP binding; protein serine/threonine kinase activity. Gene Ontology annotation, cellular component: cytoplasm; plasma membrane; nucleus. Bases 369 to 2201 code for a protein of 610 amino acids. The record is from RefSeq and is a predicted model, not a curated record.